AACCGCAUGCUCCUCAUCAAUGGUACCAUUGACGACGGCGUCACACAAACCGUGAUCAAAUCCCUCUACGACUUGGCGGCGUUCAGAUCCAAAGAAGCGCAUCGAGCUGGUGUUGAACAGCCCCGGGGGCUCCGUCGAGGGCGCGUUCAUGAUUAUCAAUGUGAUGGAAACCAUCGAGACGCCGGUGCACACGACCGCUCUCGGGAAAUGCCAUUCGUCCGCCGCGGUGAUACUAGCCGCGGGCGAGCCCGGUUCUCGCGCGGUGCACCAGAACGCGCGCGUCAUGAUCCACGGCGUCAGGGCGACAGGUUCUAUAAAUACCACGAUAAAUAGCAACGCCGACCUCGUGGCCAGCGCCGACCGCAUACAACAUGAACUCGACGAAAUGAAGCACACGGCCAAGGCGUGGGUCGAGAUGCUGGCGCGGCUGACGGGUCAGGACGAGGCGAAGCUGACCGAGGACCUGAAGCGCGACAAGUUUCUGACGGCCGCCGAGGCGGUCGAUUACGGGCUCGCCGACCUGGUGCGGGCGCCAAAUCCGCGCGAGAAGAAGCGCGCGCGGGAGGGCGACGGCGGCGUUUUUGGGAACGGCGGACGGCGCCUCGGCGGACGUGCGGAGUCCGACGGCAACGACGUCAUCGACCUGACCAAGGUCAAGUCGGAGGCGCCGCCGCCCGCCGAGCCGAGCCCUUCGAUCGCGGCUUCCCGGCCGAAACGCGCCGCGGCGCGCAAGAAGUAG
This is a messenger RNA of Pelagomonas calceolata, 739 nucleotides long. NCBI's taxonomy places the organism in Eukaryota, Pelagophyceae, Pelagomonadales, Pelagomonadaceae. The record is from the annotation of a GenBank genome assembly.